Molecule: messenger RNA, 5088 nt
Organism: Copidosoma floridanum
Lineage: Eukaryota; Metazoa; Arthropoda; Insecta; Hymenoptera; Encyrtidae
Gene: emb
Product: exportin-1 emb
Biological process (GO): ribosomal small subunit export from nucleus; ribosomal large subunit export from nucleus; protein export from nucleus
Cellular component (GO): nucleus; cytoplasm
Molecular function (GO): small GTPase binding; nuclear export signal receptor activity
Source: RefSeq, a predicted model, not a curated record
CAACGGCGACGACGAGGACCGACCACCGACGACCGACGCGGACGGAAGACGGAAUCGAGAGCGAGUGCCGAGAGUGUGUGACGUGUGUGUGCAAAGAAAUUGUGUUUUGGCUGGCUGGACAAUUGCAAAAGGGAUUAAAAUUGAGAGAAAGAGCACUCGGUUUGUGUGUUUGUUUGUUGUUGUUGUUGAGGGUCGAAAAUCGAAAGGCAAACGAGUAUACGUGCUGGUUGGUGUAUGGUGUGUUUGUGUGUUUGUGUGUGUGCGUGUGCCAUUUCCCAAUUCCCAUGCGAGGAAAUAAUAUAUAUAUAUAUAUAUACAAAUAUACAUGUAUACCUAAUGCUCGAAUAAAAGUGCUUGUGAGAGUAUAGAGAAUAACCGAUACCAAAGGGCCAGCGGCAGCCGCUGGUACGACGACGGCUGCAGUUACGAUAUCCAGGACGACGACGUGCCGGCCCCGCGACACGAGCACCGACCACUUACCUGUAUACCUAUCUGCUAGAUAUAUACGAUUGCGAUACCGGUGGCCAUCACUCGUAUGAUAUUCAACGGGGACCGACAAGAAGACAGGACGAUUAUCUUGCUGCAGGCCCAAGGAGGAACGACACUACAAACUCCUGUAUAGCUGGAGUGUUAAAUCUGCAAAAGUAACUUGAAAACAUGGCAACUCUUGCCGAGCAAGCAUCCAAAUUACUGGAUUUCAACCAGAAAUUGGAUAUUACUCUUCUUGACAAUGUGGUAGGCUGUAUGUACUCAGGGAUUGGUGACCAGCAAAGAGUGGCACAAGAAGUGCUGACAACACUUAAGGAGCAUCCAGAUGCUUGGACAAGAGUAGAUACAAUAUUGGAGUUCUCGCAAAAUCAAGAAACAAAAUUUUAUGCCUUACAAAUUUUGGAACAAGUAAUACUAACUAGAUGGAAAGUUUUACCUCGAAAUCAGUGUGAAGGAAUUAAAAAGUACAUUGUUGGCUUGAUCAUCAAAACAAGCAGUGAUCCGGAAUCACUUGAAGCUUCCAAAGUUUAUCUCAAUAAAUUGAAUAUGAUUCUUGUUCAAGUACUGAAACGAGAAUGGCCGAAAAAUUGGGAAUCUUUCAUUGGUGACAUUGUGGGUGCCAGUAAAACAAAUGAAAGCCUUUGUCAAAACAACAUGGUUAUUCUAAGGCUGUUGUCAGAGGAAGUUUUUGAUUUUUCUAAUGGACAGAUGACUCAAACAAAGGCCAGACAUUUGAAAGAUACAAUGUGUACAGAGUUUUCACAAGUUUUUCAGCUCUGUCAAUUUGUCAUGGACAACUCUCAAAAUGCAGCCCUUGUAGAGAAAACCUUGCAUACACUUUUGAAAUUUUUGAAUUGGAUUCCAUUGGGAUACAUUUUCGAAACAAAACUUAUCGACACUUUGAUACUUAAAUUCUUGAACGUUCCAAUGUUUAGAAAUGUCACGUUGAAUUGUUUGACUGAAAUUGCUGGUGUGACUGUGACAAAUUAUGACGAGAAGUUUAUUGUACUAUUUUUACACACAAUGCAACAAUUGGUACUAAUGUUACCCCUGGACACCAACAUUCGCAAUGCUUACGCCGCUGGUCAUGAUCAGGAACAAAUUUUUAUACAGAAUUUAGCAAUGUUUUUGUGCACUUACUUGAAAGAACAUGGAGCACUUGUAGAAAAAAGACAGUUGAACGAAGUUCUACUUCAUGCAUUGAAUUAUUUGGUAAUGAUUUCUGAGGUCGAAGAAAUAGAAAUCUUCAAGAUCUGUUUAGAAUACUGGAAUCAACUUGCUGCAGAUCUUUAUAAAGAGCAUCCAUUCGUAUCAAAUUCACCAAUUUUCAUGACUAAGACUGUGAAUGUACCACCACGAAGGAAGUUUUACUCUCAAGUUUUGACAAAAGUUCGUUACAUCAUGAUCAGUAGGAUGGCCAAACCAGAAGAAGUGCUUGUUGUUGAAAACGAAAAUGGAGAAGUAGUCCGAGAGUUCAUGAAAGAUACCGAUUCGAUCAACUUGUACAAAAACAUGAGAGAGACUUUGGUUUAUUUGACUCACCUUGAUUAUGUUGAUACUGAACGAGUGAUGACUGAAAAACUACAAAAUCAAGUUAAUGGUACUGAAUGGUCUUGGAAGAAUCUUAACACAUUGUGUUGGGCAAUCGGUAGUAUUUCUGGAGCAAUGCAUGAAGAAGAUGAAAAAAGAUUUUUAGUGACAGUUAUCAAAGAUUUGCUUGGAUUGUGCGAACAAAAAAAGGGCAAAGGUAAUAAAGCUAUCAUUGCGAGUAACAUCAUGUACGUAGUUGGUCAGUAUCCACGAUUUUUGAAGGCACACUGGAAAUUCUUGAAAACUGUUGUUAAUAAGCUAUUUGAAUUCAUGCAUGAAACUCAUCAGGGUGUGCAAGAUAUGGCUUGCGAUACUUUUAUCAAAAUCGCAAUAAAAUGUAGAAGGCAUUUUGUGACGGUUCAGCUUGGUGAAGCUAUGCCUUUUAUAGAGGAAAUUUUGACUAACAUCAGCAGUAUCAUUUGUGAUCUUCAAUUACAGCAAGUACACACAUUUUAUGAAGCAGUAGGCUAUAUGAUCAGUGCCGAAGUAGAUUCUGUACAGCAAGAACAACUGAUAGAAAAGUACAUGCUCCUCCCCAAUCAAGUCUGGGAUGAUAUUAUCAGUCAAGCAGCAAAGAACGUUGAUAUACUGAAAGAUCCCGAUGCGGUGAAACAGCUUGCUAGUAUUCUAAAAACUAAUGUCAGGGCUUGUAAGGCAUUAGGACAUCCCUACGUUUUACAACUAGGAAGAAUAUACUUAGAUAUGUUGAAUGUGUACAAGGUAAUGAGUGAAAACAUAUGUGCUGCUAUAACUUUGAAUGGAGAAGCAGUCACGAAACAGCCACUAAUAAAAAAUAUAAGGGUUGUCAAAAAAGAAACACUUAAAUUGAUUGCAGAUUGGAUUAGUAGGUCAAACGACCACCAAAUGGUUUUAGAUAAUUUUAUACCGCCACUAUUGGAUGCUGUGCUGUUAGAUUAUCAAAAAACAAAUAUCCCUAGUGCUAGAGAGCCCGAAGUGCUUAGUGCAAUGGCAACGAUUGUGAAUGAACUGAAAGAUCGCAUAACCCCUGAGGUGACCAAGAUUUUCGAGGCUGUAUUUGAAUGUACGCUGGACAUGAUUAAUAAAGAUUUUGAGGAGUAUCCAGAGCACAGGACAAACUUUUUCUUGCUGUUGCAGGCAGUAAAUGCUCACUGUUUCUCAGCGUGUCUAUCAAUACAGCCAAUACAGUUUAAAUUAGUUCUCGACUCUGUUAUUUGGGCAUUUAAACACACCAUGAGAAAUGUUGCCGAAACUGGUUUACAGAUUUUGUACCAAUUAUUCCUAAAUAUGGAAAAACAUGAAGAAGCUGCCCAAAGCUUUUAUCAAACAUAUUUUAUAGAUAUUCUUCAGCAUAUAUUCAGCGUUGUCACAGAUACAUCACAUAAAGCUAGUUUGACCAUGCAUGCAAACAUUCUGGCAUACAUGUUCUUCUUAGUUGAAAUGAAAAGAAUUACGGUACCAUUAGGCCCUCCAAACAUCCCGGACAACAUUUUAUAUGUUCAAGAAUAUGUAGCCAGCUUGCUUAAGACAGCGUUUCCUCAUUUAUCAGACAAUCAAAUUAAAAUUACUGUCCAGGGUCUUUUUAAUCUUAAUCAGAAUAUUCCAGCUUUCAAAGAACAUUUGAGAGAUUUCCUUGUCCAAAUUAGAGAAUAUACCGGUGAAGAUGAUUCUGAUUUGUUCUUGGAAGAACGAGAAACUGCCCUACGAGAAGCCCAGGAAGAAAAGAGGGGACAACAAAUGGCAGUGCCAGGCAUUAUUAAUCCUCAUGACAUACCAGAGGAAAUGCAGGACUGAACAAUCCAUCAAAGAGCUCACGUCAACCUAUUUUGUACAUCAGAACAAAUGACGCUCUGCUGUAGGUACUAUCGUUUUCUAUGCCUACAACCAAUCCUAUCGCCACUACUAAGUACGCCAACUUUACGACUAAAAAUACGUUUAUAAAAGACGAAAUUUAAGGAAAGAAAAAAAAAAUGAUAAAAAUGUAAAAUAUAUCUAAUUGCCCGUUGUUACAAAGGGUACCAACAAAUGAGAUGACUGUUUGUUUAUCUGUUAUAGGAUUUUUAAAAAUGAAAAAAUGAAGUUUAUGUUGUGGGUAAAAAUGUGAAAUACCUGCUUGGCGAUACGAUUUUGUGUAUACUUACGACUGAACCAUGUUUCUUACUCUAAGAAUGAUAGUUUACUGGGAGAAAAAAAUGUUAAGUAAACAAGUGAUCGUACAACUAAUGAAAGAACUUGAUGUUAUUCUGUGAGUGUUUAAGAUGUUAUGGAUGAAUGCAAUAGAUAAUUGACUAUUAUGAUCACGUGAACAUAGAGUACACGAGUCUCCAUAUUAUGACACACGAGGCAACUCUAGCGUCAAAGUUCUAUUGCUCAACAAAAAACGAAAAGAAGUAAACAACAAGCAAGUGUAACGACCGACAAUACACAUUUUUUAAUGUCUUGCUUCUUGUUAUGUCUAUAAAGUGCUUGGUACAAGUGUCAAGUCCAGUAUGAUUUUUGAAUGUGGUAACUGCGGCAUGAGUGAGAAAACAUCUAAGAAAAACGAGUAUGAAAGACUAAUACAUUAAAUGGAAUCGUCGGAGCAGGAAUUUAAGCGAUACAGAUGUGCUAGAAUAUGUGUUUUUAACAGAAUAAAGUUGUAUUAUAUUAAUAUUACAUAGUUAAGAUCAAGAGCGAAUUUUGAAUUGGCAUUUGUAAAUUAAUCUGCUGAUAUUUUGAAAGAUAAACUGAUAUUGUGAUUACGUUUUUUUAUAAAAUAAAAAUCUGUGUUAAGAAGACAACAGAAUCAAACAAGUACAACUAUGAUAAUUUAAACAUUUCAUUUAUCACUUACACACGUCGAGUCGUCGAUAAAUAUUUAGAGUUGCCGCCUAAAACUAACAUUUUUUUAUCAUACAUUAAAAUAAGUUGUGUGUCACCUUUUCGAAGUAAAAGCUUUAAUUAUUUAUUUUUUGUGAAUCAGGGACUAUUUGAAUCGUCCCUUAGUUUUUCAUGGUACUAAAAAAAAAAAAAAGAAAAGAAAAAAAUUCG